AAACAAAGGCCUCAUGGAAGCAUCCGACCCAAAGUCGAAGCCAGAACCGAUUAUACCGAAAUUUCCUCUGUUUUCUCCUAAAAAAGAAAUACCAAAUAUUACUUCCCCUGUUCAUCACACCAUAGCCGCCUCUGUUCCUUUUCAAUGGGAAAAAGAACCAGGAAAACCAAACACCAUUAAUCUACCAAUCAACAAACCAAAAUCCUUAGAGCCACCACCAAGACUUUACUUAAUAAACACACCAUCACCCACCACUGUUCUUGAUGGACCUUAUUAUAAUAAUAAUAACAAGAUUUCAUCUUCUUCAUUUCGAUUCUUGAAAAAUAUCAGUAAAACACCAGAAACAGAGCAAUUUGUGAAAAAGGGAAAUUGGUGGCAGCGGAAUGUUAAACGUAAGAUUGGUAGUAAUAAUUCUUCUGUGUUUUUAUCUUCAAUGGAUUCUACAGGUAAAAGUUGCAGUGCAAGAAUGGGAAGUUUUAGAAGAAAUGGAAGCUCUUCUAAUCUCUAUGCUACUAAGUCCAACAUGAUGUGGGCAAAUAUAUAUGAGGGUUUCAAGAAGGCCAUACCAUGGAAGAGCAACAAGUCAAAGAAUUGUUCAUCUUAUAGCUUUCAACACCAGCAGUCAAUUUAAUCUUAAUGGAGAAUAGUUGGCUGUGGUUGGUCUAAUACUACUGGAAAGUAGAAAUCCUUGUUAAGAAAGGUUAUUAAUUUGUAAUUAUGUUUGGACAUGAAUUUUAUUUGGAAAAGGAAUAGAAGUUAUGUAUUCCUGGUUUGAAGUUGAAAUGAUGGGUCAAAUUGACGUUGAAUGCUUCUUCUUAUAAUGAAGUCGAGUUAUGACAUUGUAGAUUAGGGCAUCUUCAUGCGUCAAAGAUGUGAGUUUUAGUUUCAAGGUUUUUGAAUCAGGUGUGUCUGAGUUACAAUCUUAUGUAUGUAAGAGGGCUAAGCAUAUUCUAAAGUAAUUAAUAUUCCUAUAAUGAGAGUCAUUGUAGUGUAC
Molecule: messenger RNA, 994 nt
Organism: Solanum verrucosum
Lineage: Eukaryota; Viridiplantae; Streptophyta; Magnoliopsida; Solanales; Solanaceae
Exons: 2
Coding region: 14-631 (205 amino acids)
Source: RefSeq, a predicted model, not a curated record